CGCGCUUGCUCCUUGAUUUUGCCAAGCCAACAGAAGAGUCCUGUGAUGCCUUGUGGACGGGCAAAUUUUUCAUGCUGUAAAAUGCACUACUGGCAACUUCACCGGAUGCUAAUCUCCACUUGGCCAUGAAGCCCGGUGUGUGUACUGAGGACAACAUGAGAAAUCUAAUGUUAGUGAGAACACAGGCAUGUCAGCCAAUCCAAUCUCUUGGAACUCCCCAGGGUUUCUCUCUCCGUUCAGACCGGGGGACCUUAUUAAUCAGCACAGAAUAUGGAAUUGUGGAACUGGAUCCUGUCACACAAGCGGUUGCAAAUGAAGUUGUUUUGACAGUGGAAGGUUUCCUACCGGAAGAUGGAAGUGGGUGCAUUGUUGGCAUUGAGGACCUUCCAGAUCAAGAGUCUGUCUGUGUGGCCACGGCAGCUGGAGAUGUCAUACUGUGCAAUCUGAUCACAAAUCAGCUGGAGUGUGUUGGGAGUGUGGACAGUGGACUAACCCUGAUGAGCUGGAGUCCUGACCAAGAGCUUGUGCUCCUUGCUACAGGUGAACAGACUCUUAUUCUGAUGACAAGAGACUUUGAACCACUUAUGGAAAAACGGAUCCACCAAGAUGACUUUGGUGAAGGGAAGUUCAUUACUGUUGGCUGGGGUAAAAAGGAAACACAGUUCCAUGGAUCAGAAGGCAAGCAGGCAGCUCACACGAAGCCAAAGGAAGCGUUGCCUGUUCUGACAUGGGAUGACCAUCGACCUCGGAUCACUUGGAGAGGAGAUGGACAGUAUUUUGCAGUGAGCGCUGUUUGCCCAGAGACAGGGGCUCGGAAAGUGAGAGUGUGGAGCAGAGAACUUGUCCUGCAGGCUACAAGUGAGCCAGUUCCAGGACUAGGACAAGCCCUGGCCUGGAAGCCCUCUGGAAGUUUGAUUGCAUCUACACAAGAUAAAGCCAACAAACAUGACAUUGUGUUCUUUGAAAAAAAUGGACUCCUUCAUGGUGAAUUUACACUUCCUUUUGAGAAAGGCCAAAACAAGGUAAAUGAGCUGCUCUGGAAUUCGGAUUCUACUAUAUUGGCUGUAUGGCUGGAAGAACUGAAAAGUGAGAACAACGCUGAACCACAGAUGUAUGUUCAACUGUGGACAACAGGGAACUAUCACUGGUACCUGAAGCAAAGCCUGCAUUUUGGUGGCUCAGAAGGAAGCCAAGCUCUCGUGGCCCUGGCAUGGGAUCAGCAGCACCCCUGUCGACUUCACCUCCUUGGACAGCACUGGCUUUAUCUCUGCUAUGACUGGCACUGGAGCACCGACCGCAGCGCUGGCGAAGGGGCAGAUGGCACGGCAAGCGUGGCAGUUAUUGAUGGAGACAAGGUGCUACUGACCUCCUUCCGGCAUGCCGUGGUCCCCCCACCUCUUUGUACAUACCAGCUCCAGCUUCCCUGUGCUGUCAAUCAAGUUGCCUUCUCUGCAGAGCCUUCUAGGUGUGGGGAUCUUGCUGUCCUGGAUGCUAGGAAUUGGCUGCACAUUUACAGAUCUGAUGGCCAUACGGAUACAGACUCCACAGUUAAAAUCGGUGCAGCUGAAGGAAGCAAAGUUUUAGCUGUGGUCCCUCGGCUGGAAAAGUCAUACAGGAUUGACUUAAGCGAUGAAAAAGAAGAGAGGAAUCCAUUGUGGCUUCGCCUUGUCACAUGGUUGGAAGAGGACCUGUUCCUGGGUGCUAGCCAGGGCCACCUCCCAGCUCACACUGUCCUUCACCAUCUGAAGCUGUCCCCAUCAGCAGAAGGAGGACAUGUUGAUAUCAGCUCACCUGUGAUGGUGGAGGGAGAUGUCAUUAGCCUGAGCUGCAACCCAAAGACCAAAUCAGUGGCUCUGCAACUUUCUGAUGGUCGUAUAAUGAAGUAUCUCUGGGGAGCUGAAACUCCAGUUGUCACCCCUUGGCUAAGUAGCCGUGGGUCCGCAGUCCGGUUUCCCUCUCCAUGUAUGCAGACUGCACUAGCUGUAGUUGGUGAUGAAGAAACUGUCUUUGGCCUGACUGACAGAUGUCGCUUCUUUAUUAAUGACAUUGAGGUUGCUUCGAAUGUCACCUCCUUUGCAAUCCAUAACGAGUUUCUGUUGUUAACCACACACUCUCAUACUUGCCAGUGCCUAUCUCUAAGGAACACAUCACUGAAAGCUUUGCAAUCAGAUUUGGGCAGCGGUUCAGUCCCCGAUAGUGAGACACUGCGCAAGAUUGAAAGAGGUUCCCGGAUAGUCACAAUCGUGCCGCAGGAUACAAAGUUAAUAUUGCAGAUGCCAAGAGGAAACUUGGAGACCAUUCAUCAUCGAGCCCUUGUUUUGGCCCAAGUUCGCAAGUGGCUGGACAGCCUCCAGUUUAAGGAAGCAUUUGAAUGCAUGAGGAAGCUGCGAAUCAAUCUCAACCUCAUCUAUGACCACAAUCCAAAGGUUUUUCUGGAAAACGUGGAAACAUUCAUCAAACAAGUGGAUUCUGUGAAUUAUAUCAACUUGUUUCUCACAGAGUUGAAAGAAGAAGAUUUCACAAAGACUAUGUACCCACCUCUGAAUCCUGCCAAUGCCUGUGAGCCUCACAGUUCUGACACUAAAAAAGUUGACCUCAUCUGUGAUGCUAUGAGAACGGCGAUGGAGAACAUCAAUGCUUCCAAAUAUUGUUUGUCUAUACUGACCUCUUAUGUGAAAAAGAGUCCUCCAGAACUGGAAACUGUCCUGCAGAGAAUUCGUGAACUUCGAGAGCAAGCACCAGUAACUGCUGGGUCCGUCAGUGCAGAAGAAGCUCUGAAAUAUUUGCUAUAUCAUGUGAACGUCAGUGAGUUGUACGAUCAUUCGCUGGGAACGUAUGACUUUGAUUUGGUCGUCAUGGUUGCUGAGAAGUCUCAAAAGGAUCCAAAGGAAUACCUCCCAUUUUUAAACAAGCUUAAGAAGAUGGAAAUCAAUUACCAGCGAUACUCUAUAGACAGAUAUUUGAAGAGGUACCCAAAGGCUCUCCACCAUCUCAGCAAAUGUGGACCGGAACAUUUUUCAGAAUUCCUGAACUUGGUAGUGGAUCAGAACUUGUAUGGUGAAGCUUUGAAGCUGUAUCCGCCAGACACUCAUGAGUACAAGACAGUCAGCUAUGCCUACGGGGAAUACUUGAUCCAGAAGCAUCUCCCUGAGCAAGCAGGGCUGAUCUUCUUCCGCUGCGGUGCGUUUGAGAAAGCCCUGGAUGCCUUUCUGAUCAGUGGCGGCUGGCAGCAGGCCCUCUGUGCUGCAGCUGAGCUCUGUUACACCGAGGAUAAGCUGGCCAGCCUAGCGAGGAGCAUGGCAGGGAGAUUUGUUGAAAAAAGGAAGUAUACUGAUGCAGCAGUACUCCUGGAGCAAUAUGCUAAGGAUUAUGAAGAGGCUGUUUUGAUCCUCCUAGAAGGAACUGCCUGGGACGAAGCCUUGAGAUUAAUCUAUAAAUAUAAUAGGACUGAUAUCCUAGAGACCAACUUCAGACCAUCUCUUUUAGAAGCCCAAAAAAACCAUUGGAUAUUCCUGGAGAGUCAGAAAGCUGCAUUUUCUCACCAUCAUAAGCGCCUCUCUGUGGUCCGAGAGUUAAAGCAGCAGGCCCAAAAGGAGCUGUUGGAUUUUGAACGACCUAAUUGCCCAGAAUCGGACCUCUUUUCUGAUGUCAGCAGUGUGGUUACAGCUAGUGAGACAAGUUCCAAAUACACUCACAGUAACUCAAGAAUAUCUUCGCGUUCUUCAAAGAACCGUCGUAAGGCGGAGCGCAAGAAACACAGCCUAAAGGAAGGGAGCCCCCUUGAACAUGUGGCACUCCUGGAAGUUUUAGGGGAAAUAAUUCGGAGUAUUGACAGUUUGAAAGGUGAGGUACAUAGCCUUUUGAAGUAUCUAGUCCUCUUUGGCUAUGAUGGACAAGCCCAGGAACUGCAACACUGCUUUGAGGAGACUCUUCGCUUGAUGGAGCACUCCGUCCCCGAGAUCUGGAACCCAGACCUGCAGCAGAUCCCAGCGACCCCGGUGUUGGGUCCCAAUUCAACUGCCAAUAGCAUCACCGCUGCCUACAAUCAACAGAAGGCGAUAACUCCUGCAGUACAAGAUUCUGAGCUCUUUAUACCUCCCAAACUCAACAAUAAUAUCCAAUGGAAGCUGCACAUUCUCCAAUAAUCCAGACUCCACAUCUGUUGAUGGACUAAGGAUCUGUAUUUAAGAAAACGUGUCUUUCUUUCUGAAACUUGUGUCCUCUCCAUGCCUUGCAGUUAACAGGUCGUGUGUCCCGAAGCAACAAGGGAAGGAGGAGGCCAAACAAAUGCAAACUAGUUUUGACCAUGGCUUUCCUUAUAUUUACCUCUUUUCCCAUGUGCUGCCUGGGUGACCAGAAACAGCUUGUGCUGUAGCAGCUGCCAAACUAGCAAAUUUGGUUACUUUUAAACAUUCUGCAUAGUGUUUUUGUCUGGGUCUGUUUUGUCAACUGAUGACACAAACAACCUUUUCGGACUUUUCAGUGCCAGCUACCAAGUUCAUAGCACUUUAAUUUUUUUUUGAGGGUACACAACCCAAACUACUUUUGGACAUCAGUGGUAUAAGCAAGACCUCCACUGAACUAGGUAUGAUUAUGUUUCUUUUAAAUUCUGUCAAGGGCUCAACAACAUAUAGAUAAACCUCCAGUUGAGUUCGAAUUAUGGAUAUUAACCCAGAAAUACCUUGCUUUGACACAGUGUGCUGAUGGAAAUUAUUUCUCGAAGCUAAAGAGAAGUGGGGACUGGUCAAUAAAAUUUUGCUGUAACCUUU
Molecule: messenger RNA, 4769 nt
Organism: Varanus komodoensis (Komodo dragon)
Lineage: Eukaryota; Metazoa; Chordata; Lepidosauria; Squamata; Varanidae
Gene: ELP1
Product: elongator acetyltransferase complex subunit 1
Exons: 37
Coding region: 126-4145 (1339 amino acids)
Biological process (GO): tRNA wobble base 5-methoxycarbonylmethyl-2-thiouridinylation
Cellular component (GO): cytosol; elongator holoenzyme complex
Molecular function (GO): tRNA binding; protein binding
Source: RefSeq, a predicted model, not a curated record